AUGGAUACUAUUUACAAAAAUAUGACACUCAAUUCUCAUCUUAAAUCAUCAAGUGCUUCAAAUAUGAUGGCAAGUCCAUUUUCAACUAAUACUCCAUAAACAUGUCAUUCUAUUUUACAAUUUCUUCCUUUCAUCUAAUCCUCUGUUAAUAAAUAGGAAAUGAAAAAAAUUAUUAUGAAAGAAAGAAGAGAAUAUGAUAAGAGAAAAACUAUUGUAGAAUGUGGUUUACUAACUUAAAGGGGCAUGAAUAAAUAUCUUAAACCAAAUAGUAUAACAAUAUUUCAUACAAGGGUUCAAAUGGUAAAAAAAUGAAUUAAAACUUUGUGAUAGUAUAAUAGAGACUAAAUUGAAAAUUGCUGAUCUAAUAAUGAAUUCAAAAGGAGGACAAUCUCGCAAGGAAUUAUUAAUCGAAAAGAUCUAGAAACAAAUUGAAAGUCCAAGAUAAACUAUUAGCACAAGAACUAUUAAGAGUGAACAUAAUGUUCAAUUAUUCAUGGAUAGAAUCAAGUCUUAAACUAUUCCACUUAAAUUAAGACAAAAUGCUUAAUCUCCCUCGAAAAUUAAUCAAUCUCAACAAAAAAUCAUCUAAAAUUUCACAACUACAUAUUAAACAGAAUGA
Paramecium sonneborni is the source of this 619-nucleotide messenger RNA. NCBI's taxonomy places the organism in Eukaryota, Ciliophora, Oligohymenophorea, Peniculida, Parameciidae. The record is from the annotation of a GenBank genome assembly.